Thlaspi arvense is the source of this 2485-nucleotide messenger RNA. NCBI's taxonomy places the organism in Eukaryota, Viridiplantae, Streptophyta, Magnoliopsida, Brassicales, Brassicaceae. The record is from the annotation of a GenBank genome assembly.
AGAGAGCCCAACAGUGCCGUAUUCACCGUCCUUCACUAGAGCGCCAGUCGCUUACUAACUAACGCACUGAGCACAAAAAUGGGAUUCAUCACACAACGAACUGCAAAAAUAUUAAUAUCUUAAUCGCCGACAAAUCUCCAGAUCUCCAAAUUUUAAUUUCUUAUUAUAAACCCUGGAUUUGCAUCUGACCCUGGUGCCGAAGAAGAGGGAUUCGAGUGUUGACCAAGCGAAGCUUAGCUAUGGGGCACCUGAAUCUACCUGCGUCGAAGCGUAAUCCGCGUCAAUGGCGUCUCCUCGACAUCGUAACCGCCGCCUUCUUUGGUAUCGUCCUUCUCUUCUUCGUCCUGCUAUUCACUCCCCUCGGGGAUUCCAUGGCGGCGUCUGGUCGGCAAACGCUGCUGCUCUCGACGGCAUCAGAUCCGAGGCAACGGCAGCGAUUGGUGACUUUGGUCGAAGCUGGCCAGCAUCUGCAGCCGAUAGAGUAUUGUCCGGCGGAAGCUGUUGCUCACAUGCCUUGCGAGGAUCCGAGGAGGAAUAGCCAGCUUAGCAGAGAGAUGAAUUUCUAUAGGGAGAGACAUUGUCCGUUACCGGAGGAGACUCCUCUCUGCUUGAUCCCUCCGCCUGCUGGCUACAAAAUCCCUGUUCCGUGGCCGGAGAGCCUGCACAAGAUCUGGCAUGCAAACAUGCCAUACAACAAAAUUGCUGACCGCAAAGGUCACCAAGGAUGGAUGAAAAGGGAAGGUGAAUACUUCACUUUCCCAGGCGGUGGCACGAUGUUUCCUGGCGGAGCCGGUCAAUACAUUGAGAAGCUUUCACAGUAUAUUCCUCUUAACGGGGGAACUCUCAGAACUGCACUUGACAUGGGAUGCGGGGUAGCAAGUUUCGGAGGCACUCUACUAUCUCAAGGCAUUCUAGCCCUCUCGUUUGCUCCAAGAGAUUCGCAUAAAUCGCAGAUUCAGUUCGCCUUGGAAAGAGGAGUGCCUGCAUUUGUCGCCAUGCUUGGCACUCGUAGACUCCCCUUUCCUGCAUUCUCCUUUGACUUGAUGCAUUGUUCCCGAUGCUUGAUUCCUUUUACGGCUUACAAUGCAACUUACUUCAUCGAAGUAGAUAGGUUAUUGCGCCCUGGAGGAUAUCUUGUAAUCUCUGGCCCACCUGUACAAUGGCCUAAGCAAGACAAAGAAUGGGCUGAUCUUCAGGCGGUGGCUAGAGCUUUGUGCUAUGAGCUAAUUGCGGUUGAUGGUAACACUGUCAUCUGGAAGAAGCCUGUUGGUGAUUCAUGUCUACCAAGCCAGAAUGAGUUUGGGAUUGAGUUGUGUGAUGAGUCUGUUCCGCCAAGUGAUGCAUGGUAUUAUAAAUUGAAGAAGUGUGUUACUAAGCCAUCGUCCGUGAAAGGAGAAUUUGCUUUGGGAACUAUUUCAAAGUGGCCGGAGAGGCUUACUAAAGUUCCUUCUAGAGCUAUUGUCAUGAAAAACGGGUUGGAUGUGUUUGAAGCAGAUGCAAGGAGGUGGGCAAGACGAGUUGCUUAUUACAGGGACUCUCUGGACUUGAAGCUGAAAUCUCCAGCUGUCCGCAAUGUCAUGGACAUGAACGCCUUCUUCGGGGGCUUUGCCGCAGCCCUUGCAUCUGAACCUGUGUGGGUUAUGAAUGUUAUUCCGGCUCGGAAGCCAUUAACUCUUGACGUCAUCUAUGACAGAGGUCUCAUCGGCGUUUACCAUGAUUGGUGUGAACCCUUUUCAACAUAUCCGCGUACGUAUGAUUUCAUCCAUGUAUCAGGAAUUGAAUCACUGAUAAAACGACAAGACUUGAGCAAAUCGAGGUGUAGCCUAGUAGAUCUAAUGGUAGAGAUGGACAGAAUAUUGCGUCCAGAAGGAAGAGUUUUGAUCCGGGACUCUCCUGAGGUACUAGACAAAGUCGCACGAAUGGCUCAAGCUGUAAGGUGGUCUUCUUCCAUACACGACAAAGAACCUGAAUCCCAUGGAAGAGAGAAGAUCCUCGUUGCAACUAAAUCUCUCUGGAAAGUGCCAUCAAACUCGCACUGAACACAGCACAAUGAAAUAUAAAAAGAACAGCCUUGUAGUACUUGACUUCAGGUGGGGAGACAUUUUGGUAAAAGACCUGAGAGAGAAAGAAGGUUCCAGUCAUAUUGGACAUUAAGGCAACAAAGGUUUGGCUGGUAUCGUCCUCUUUCGAACCAUAUUUGCUGUCUCCAUAAAUGAUCUUACGCUAUAACGUCCAAUAUGAAUCUGAUCGUUUUAAUCUGUUUGAACGUAACAUCGUUGGACACACUAGAGGAUCCAAUUUCAAUUAGAUGUGACUCUUGUGUAUGUCAUGGAAUUGUCUUGUAGAAAAGUCUUUUGAUAUCCAAAAGGUGUAUGCUAUUAUUUAUAAAAGGGUCUUUGGCUUGUUUCUAUGGUCAAUCAUGUGAUAUAUUUACAUUCCGAUAUGUUGUUACAUCAGCAGUAUAUAAAUGGUAUAAUAGUCGUAC